Helobdella robusta is the source of this 453-nucleotide messenger RNA. RefSeq lists its product as hypothetical. The transcript has 4 exons. Gene Ontology annotation, cellular component: endomembrane system; membrane. NCBI's taxonomy places the organism in Eukaryota, Metazoa, Annelida, Clitellata, Rhynchobdellida, Glossiphoniidae. The record is from RefSeq and is a predicted model, not a curated record. Bases 1 to 453 code for a protein of 150 amino acids.
AUGACGUCACUACCGAUAACUCCAAACGUCAUCCUAUCAGUAUCCAGCAUAAGUUUACUUUUGAUCAUUCUUCUUUCCAUAAUUCACUGUGAGAAAGACUUACCUGACUGGAAAAAGUCUGAAGUUUAUGACAAGGAAAGAUUGGCUAAGCAUGACGGCUCCAAUCCAAAUCUACCAAUUCUCAUGGCAAUAAAGGGAGUAGUGUUUGAUGUCUCUUCUGGAAGAGGAUUUUAUGGGAAAGACGGUCCGUACAACGCGUUGGUUGGUAAGGAUAGCAGUAGAGCUGUUGCUAUGAUGUCUCUGGAUCCAAAGGAUCUCAACGAUAAUCUGGAAGGCCUAUCAGACGAAUACUUGAAAUCAUUGGACAACACGUUCACAGACACCUAUCUAGCUAAAUAUCCAAUUGUUGGUUACACUCUAGACUUCGUUAAAGCACAAAAAACUGAGCUUUAA